Messenger RNA from Clupea harengus (Atlantic herring), 2119 nucleotides. It is a transcript of the gene xrcc6, whose product is annotated as X-ray repair cross complementing 6. Gene Ontology annotation, cellular component: nucleus; Ku70:Ku80 complex. NCBI's taxonomy places the organism in Eukaryota, Metazoa, Chordata, Actinopteri, Clupeiformes, Clupeidae. The record is from RefSeq and is a predicted model, not a curated record. Gene Ontology annotation, biological process: telomere maintenance; double-strand break repair via nonhomologous end joining. Gene Ontology annotation, molecular function: double-stranded DNA binding; damaged DNA binding; DNA helicase activity.
UGACACACCAACGAGGAAGACGUCGCGCUCAUUCAGCGCUAGAAGCAGACUGAAGCUGCGCAAGUCUUAAGUUGUUUUGAUCUCUUAUUGUCAGGACUAGAGAGACAAUUGCUUAACUAUUGUAGCAAGCCACGUUUAAUGCUAUCACAGGCUUGAGCCAAUGGCUGAAUGGGGCGCGUAUUUUCGGAAUGAGGACGAGGAGUUGGAACAAGAGGAAGGCGAUGAGGGCGGAGUCGAUUAUAAAAACACUGGGCGUGACAGCCUUGUCUUCCUGGUGGAUGCGUCCAAAGAGAUGUUUAUAAAAGGGGAGGAUGGAGAGCCGUCCAACUUUGACAUGACAAUGCAGUGUAUACGUAGUGUGUACAUGAGUAAAAUCAUAAGCAGCGAUCGAGACCUGGUAGCACUGGUGUUCUAUGGUACAGAGAAGAGCAAAAACCCCAGAGAGUCCUUUAAGCAUGUUUACAUCUACCAUGACCUUGACUCACCAGGGGCCCGCCGGGUCCAUGAUCUCGACAACCUGCGGGGGGAUAAGGGUGCCCAGCUGGCAGCUCAGGAGAUGGGCAGCGGGCAGACGUCCCUGGGUGAUGCGCUCUGGUGUUGCUCCAACCUGUACAGCGACAUCAAGCUGCGCCUCUCCCACAAGCGCCUCAUGAUCUUCACCAGCCGGGACUCCCCCCAUAACGAUGACAGCAACCGAGACAGGACCGCACGCACCAAGGCUACAGACCUCAAAGAGACCGGUGUGAUCAUAGAUCUGAUGCACCUGAAGAAGCCAGAUGGAUUUGAUGUUGGUCUGUUCUUCUGCGACAUUGUGAGCCCUCCUGAAGAUGAUAGUGAACUGGGUCUCCAACUGGAGCCUUGUGGGAAGCUGGAGGACCUCCAGAAAAGAGUCCGAGCCAAAGACAUGAAGAAGAGAGCCCAGAGCAGGUUGACAUUCUCUUUGGGAAAUGGUGUGAAGGUGGCAGUGGGUGUCUAUGUGCUGGCAAGAACUGCCACCAAGCCCCCAGCCGUCCAGCUUUACAGAGACACUAAUGAACCUGUGCGAACUAAGACCCGUCUCUUCCACACUCAGACUGGCAGUCUUCUGUUGCCUAGCGACACCAAGAGGGCCCAGGUCUACGGACAAAAGCAGAUAGUGAUGGAGAAAGAUGAGGUGGAUGAGAUUAAGAAGUUUGAUGAUCCAGGCCUAGUUCUGAUCGGGUUCAAGCCCAUGAGCAAGCUGAAGACGCAUCACCACAUUAGGCCCGCAGUUUUCAUCUACCCUGAGGAGGAGCAGAUCUCAGGCAGCUCCUGUGUGUUUGUGGCUUUGCUGCACCGAUGCAGCGAGAGGAACGUGUUCGCCCUGUGCAGGUACAUCCCCAGACGGAACACCCCACCUCGCUUUGUGGCGCUGGUGCCCCAGAAAGAGGAGCUGGACCAGAGUCAGGCCCAGGUCAAACCCCCAGGUUUCCAUGCCAUCUUCCUGCCUUAUGCAGAUGAUAUACGUACCUUAGAUGUACACGAAGGUCCCACGGCAACAAGCGAACAGAUUGACAAAAUGACAGAGAUUGUGCACAAGCUUCGAUUCAAGUACAGGUGUGAUGCAUUUGAAAAUCCAGUACUGCAACAGCACUUCAGGAACUUGGAGGCUUUGGCCCUGGAUCUGAUGCAGCCAGAAGAUAUUGAGGAUUUCACCAUGCCAAAAGUCGAAAUGAUGGAUGGGCGUGUUGGACUGCUUGCUAAAGAAUUUAAGGAGCUUGUUUACCCAGCAGACUACAACCCAGAAGGAAAACCCGUUGCCAAGCGCAAACUCGCUGAAUCAGGAGGCGGGGCAGAAAAGAAACCCAAAGUGGAGGUGUCCGAGGAGGAACUUCGUGCUCAUGUAGAGAAGGGUACCCUGGGAAAACUUACAGUGCCUGUGCUGAAGGAAGCCUGCAAGCUGUUUGGAGUUCGCACCACAGGAACUAAGAAACAGGAACUUAUUGACCAUAUCACGGCUUGUAUAGCCAAAUAAGCUGUUUAAAUAGCCACUUGUGUAUGGUAUCAGGGUAUUGAGUUAAACAAACAAAAAAACAUGUAAGAUUCAAUUGUUAGUUUUGUUAUUGCAUAGUUGUUGAUUGUAAUAAAAUUACGGACGGCC